CGCAGCUUCCCAGCGGGGUUUGCUUACUUCCACCCGAGGGGACGUCACCGUCAGCCCGGGCAAAGACCGCCACACCGGCGCCCACCAGCCUCCAUCACCACUGGUCUCUCUGCAAACUGCCCCAAGCAACUAACUAACAGACAGACAUGGCUCCUUUUGAGAAAUCCAUGGAGAUGAUGCCGUUCAAGCAGAGGAAAUGCCUUGCAACAAGAAAAGAUGAAGUAUGCAGCAUUCGGUCUAAAUUCCCAAACAAGUUGCCUGUGAUUGUCGAACGUUACAUCCGUGAAAAGACUCUCCCCCUGUUGGACAAAACAAAGUUCCUGGUUCCCUUUGAGCUCACCUUGGGUCAGUUCCUCUGCCUGCUCAGGAAUAAGAUUGACUUGGACUCUACCCAGGCUCUGUUCCUCCUGGUGGCAGAGAAGAGCAUGUCCUGCAUGUCCUCCAGCAUGGGGGAGGUUUACUCCCGCUACAGCGACACUGACGGCUUCCUCUACAUCACCUAUGCCUCGCAGGAGAUGUUCGGAGCACCUCAGUCAGUGGCCAGGCCGCCCUCCUGAGCCUCAAACACAUAAAAGAAAUGAACUGAACCUGGACCAACGGUGGUGACACCACACAGCCAAACUGGGAAAAAAAUGGGACAAACUGAGCCAAGCCGGGACAGUUUUGUCCAUUUUUUUUAGCCCCAAACUGCACCUCAGACUACCUCAUGAACCCUUAUGGACUUUUAAACACAACACAUCACUCUGUACUUCUUUUUACUGCACUGGAGCCUCAGUAAGCCAGAACUAGACUCACGGGGACAAAACUCACCCUGAUGAAGACGCUUGAUUGAUUGUGUGAUUGGCUCAUUUGAUGAUUUCUGUUAAGAGAUAUUGGGAGGAAAAAGUACAAGUCAAUACAGAGAAUUGUUUGAGAACAACAGAAACAUCGAGCUUCGAUGUAAACGAACCAGUUUCCACAUAACUGCACUGCCAGUUCAGGGUAAAACCAGUUUAGUGGAACCACCACCAUCAUUUUCUCCACUCUCCCAAAACAAAGUCAGUGUGUUGCGUAAUCAGACUCUUCUUUUUAGCACUUAUCUCCCCUUCCUCCUCUCUUUUCUCUGAUUGCCUCUUCAUUCUCACCCUCCCUCAAAAAUGUGAAACUGUGCUCUGGACUCUGGCAGAUCAUUACAGGGACUUUAGAGGACGUUGUUGCUGCUCUGAUGUGUUUCUGUAUCCAGCUGUCAGUAUUCCAAAAAUAAAUGAAUUCUUAUCCUUUUAA
Molecule: messenger RNA, 1263 nt
Organism: Lates calcarifer (barramundi perch)
Lineage: Eukaryota; Metazoa; Chordata; Actinopteri; Centropomidae
Gene: map1lc3cl
Product: microtubule-associated protein 1 light chain 3 gamma, like
Exons: 4
Coding region: 147-557 (136 amino acids)
Biological process (GO): cellular response to nitrogen starvation; autophagy of mitochondrion; autophagosome assembly
Cellular component (GO): autophagosome; cytosol; autophagosome membrane
Molecular function (GO): ubiquitin protein ligase binding
Source: RefSeq, a predicted model, not a curated record